CCGGGACUGGACGUGGAUUUUCGGGACUACUCCGUCUCCUCUCAUCGGAUAUAUGGUCCAUCGAGCAACCGCGAGCUCGCCACUACUCUUACUGACGUCGGUAGAAGAAGGCCGUGGUGCUGAAAAAUCCACUUCCCUUGAAGGAAGCAUGGAGACGAAGACGACUACUCCGCUCCUGACUCCGUACAAGAUGGGCGAUUUCAACCUGGCGCAUAGGGUUGUUCUCGCGCCGCUGACGCGGUGCAGGUCGUACGGGAACCUCGCCCAGCCGCACAACGCGCUGUACUACGCGCAGAGGGCGGCGCCGGGCGUCCUCCUCAUCGCCGAGGCCUGCGCCGUGUCCGAGGCCGCGCGGGGCUACCCGCACGUGCCCGGCCUGUGGAGCCAGGAGCAGGUGGAGGCGUGGAGGCCGGUGGUCGACGCUGUGCACGCCAAGGGCGCCGUCUUCUUCUUCCAGCUAUGGCACACGGGCCGUGUCUCGCCCACCGAGUUCCAGCCUAAUGGGCAAGCUCCGGUGUCGAGCACGGAUAAGCAAGUGCCGCCUGAGGUCGCCCAUGACGGUAGUGUCCUGGAGUUCGCGCCCCCUCGAAGGUUGGAGACGGAGGAGAUACCCCACAUCGUCAACGACUUCCGGGUCGCCGCUAGGAACGCCAUGAGAGCCGGGUUCGACGGCGUGGAGAUCCACGCCGGCAACGGGUACCUGAUCGACCAGUUCAUGAAGGACGGCGUCAACGACCGGACCGACGAGUACGGCGGCGGCCUGGACAACCGCUGCCGCUUCGCCGCCGAGGUGAUCGCGGCCGUGUGCCACGAGGCCGGCGCGGGCCGCGUCGGCGUGCGCCUCUCCCCGUUCGCCGACUACGUCGACUGCGUGGACUCCGACCCGGAGGCGCUCGCGCUGCACGUGAUGGGCGUCAUGAACGGGCUCGGUGUCCUCUACUGCCACAUGAUCGAGCCGCGGAUGUGCGUCAACGAGUGGAUGAUCCCGCGGCGCCUGCUGCCGUUCAGGAAGGCGUUCAAGGGCACCUUCAUGGUGAACGGCGGGUACGACCGGGAGGAAGGGGACAAGGCCGUCGCCGAAGGCUACGCUGAUCUUGUGGCGUACGGGCGGCUCUUCCUGGCCAACCCCGACCUGCCAGAGAGGUUCAGGAGGAACGCGGUUCUGAAUAAGUAUGACAGGAGCACGUUCUACACAUCUGAUCCUGUUGUUGGGUACACCGAUUACCCUUUUCUUGAAACGGAGGAUUAGCUAAGGGCAUGAACAGUGAUUGAUAAGACAUUCUUAUCUUAAUCCUUUCAUGCAAUUUAGAGAUGACAAUAAAACCAUGUCUACGAUAGAGUAUGUCUUAGUCUUAUCUUAAAUAACUAGUUAUUUGUAAUAUAUAGUGAGACAUAUUAUGCUAGGAGAUCAUCUCUUAAAUAAGAGAAAACGAGUCUUUUCUUGUGAUUUCUUUCUUCUCCACCUCAACAUUUAUCCUAUGUAACAAUUUUAACAUAGCACCAUUGUACAUAUCCUAA
Aegilops tauschii subsp. strangulata is the source of this 1518-nucleotide messenger RNA. Its product is annotated as putative 12-oxophytodienoate reductase 11. Lineage: Eukaryota; Viridiplantae; Streptophyta; Magnoliopsida; Poales; Poaceae. The record is from RefSeq and is a predicted model, not a curated record. Gene Ontology annotation, molecular function: FMN binding; oxidoreductase activity.